AUGGCGAAGCCAAGGCUCAUUAUCCUCAUCAGACAUGCCCAGUCUGAGGGCAACAAGAACCGCGAAAUCCACCAGACGAUCCCCGAUCACCGCGUGAAACUGACCCAAGAUGGCUGGCAACAAGCAUACGACGCCGGUCGGCGCCUGCGCAAGCUGCUGCGCGCCGACGACACACUGCACUUCUUCACCUCCCCGUACAGGCGCACCCGCGAGACGACCGAAGGCAUCCUCUCAACACUGACGUCGGAUGACGAAGAUCCCUCGCCCUUCAAGCGCUCUAACAUUAAGGUCUACGAAGAACCACGCUUGCGUGAGCAGGAUUUUGGUAAUUUCCAGCCCUGCUCUGCUGAGAUGGAGCGGAUGUGGCAGGAGCGCGCUGACUACGGCCACUUUUUCUACCGUAUCCCCAAUGGCGAGAGUGCCGCAGAUGCCUAUGACAGAGUUAGUGGCUUCAACGAGAGUCUAUGGCGCCAGUUUGGGGAAGACGAUUUCGCUAGCGUUUGCGUGCUUGUCACCCACGGUCUUAUGUCCCGUGUCUUCCUGAUGAAGUGGUAUCACUUCACCGUGGAGUACUUCGAAGACCUCCGUAACGUUAACCACUGCGAGUUCCUCAUCAUGCGCAAGCAAGAAGAAAGCAGCAAAUACCUCCUUGAGAACAAACUCCGCACGUGGUCUGAAUUGCGUAAGGAACGAGCCCAACUCAAGGACAAGGAUGAGAAAGGAAAGUCCGAAGUGGAGGGGAAUCAAGAGAGGCCGACGAAGGAUGUUAAGGCGUCUAGCCUACUGGAGCGCAGUAAGACCUUCAUUGUGACGCGUCGAUGGGGUGGCUGUCCUAACGGAUGCAACCACAAAAGCCACUAUCAGAAACGCGAAGAUUUAGAGGCUCUCCGCCAGCGAGACGAGUCCGCUGCCAACGGUAACGGGAUUACCAAUGGCCACUCCCGCCAUCAAUCACCGGCGCCGGGCCGGAGACCGAAGCGAUGCGACCAGAGUUACAGCUCCGAUGAGGACAAUGGCAAUCGACCGCCCCAGAUCGACGUUACCCGAUCACGCCAAGAGGUGGUAUCAUCUCCCGACGGGACCCCUUCCUUUAUCUCCGCCGAAGACCGUCUCCGCAGCAUGAUCUCACCUCAUCUCUACGUUGGUCGGGAUUUUGGAGGCACGUUCUCUGGACAGACGUCGAUUGCAGGUAGCGAUACCGACUCAUCUGAGGAGGAAGGCCACAGACCACAGAUCGCAUCCAUUACGACCAAAGUGAAGAUCGCAACUAUUACCGCCAUGGACAGCAACGGCAUCAAUGGCACUAACGGAAGCAUUAACGGCGUUGUCAACGCUAAUACGAACGGGGGCACAGCACCGUCGAACAAUGGAAACGAAUCGUUAGACAAAGAUGGCAUGCGGCGAGGAGCGCGCGCGAACCGCCUUGGUGACGCCCACAGUAGUGACUUAGGCUCUGAGGUGGACGAGGAUGACUUAGCGCGCGCCGAAAAGGCGGACAAGAGCAUUGAGGGAAGUGUUUAUUAG
Colletotrichum truncatum is the source of this 1524-nucleotide messenger RNA. Its product is annotated as phosphoglycerate mutase family domain protein. The record is from RefSeq and is a predicted model, not a curated record. Lineage: Eukaryota; Fungi; Ascomycota; Sordariomycetes; Glomerellales; Glomerellaceae. Gene Ontology annotation, molecular function: phosphatase activity.